GGUUUAGGCUUGCCCUCACUGCCGCACGGUGCAGUGUACACAGACAAGAUGGCAGCUUCUGUGGAAGACGAAUUCGAAGAUGCUCCUGACGUGGAGCCGUUAGAACCAACUCUGAAGAACAUCAUCGAGCAGAAAUCCCUCAAGUGGAUAUUUGUGGGAGGGAAGGGAGGUGUCGGUAAAACGACUUGUAGCUGUAGUUUGGCUGUCCAGCUGGCUGCGGUGAGGGAGAGUGUCCUGAUCAUCUCCACAGAUCCUGCCCAUAACAUCUCUGAUGCUUUUGACCAGAAGUUCUCAAAGGUGCCGACCAAGGUCAAGGGCUAUGAAAACCUCUUUGCGAUGGAGAUUGACCCUAGCCUGGGUGUAGCAGAGCUGCCUGAUGAGUUCUUCGAAGAGGACAACAUGCUCAGCAUGGGCAAGAAGAUGAUGCAGGAAGCCAUGAGUGCCUUCCCUGGCAUCGAUGAGGCCAUGAGCUAUGCAGAGGUCAUGAGGUUAGUGAAAGGAAUGAACUUCUCAGUGGUGGUCUUUGACACUGCCCCCACUGGCCACACACUGCGGCUGCUUAACUUCCCCACCAUUGUGGAGCGUGGGCUGGGUCGUCUCAUGCAGAUCAAGAACCAGAUCAGCCCUUUCAUCUCACAGAUGUGUAACAUGCUCGGUCUGGGUGACAUGAACGCAGACCAGCUUGCCUCGAAGCUUGAAGAGACGCUGCCUGUCAUCCGCUCAGUCAGUGAGCAGUUCAAAGACCCUGAACAGACCACCUUCAUCUGUGUUUGUAUCGCUGAGUUCCUCUCCCUGUACGAGACGGAGCGGCUCAUCCAGGAGCUGGCCAAGUGCCACAUCGACACGCACAACGUCAUCGUCAACCAACUUGUUUUCCCUGAGACAGAGAGGCCGUGUAAAAUGUGUGAAGCCCGCCAUAAAAUUCAGUCCAAGUAUUUAGACCAGAUGGAGGACCUUUAUGAAGAUUUCCACAUAGUCAAGUUGCCGCUGCUGCCCCAUGAAGUUCGAGGUGCCGACAAGGUUAACACGUUCUCUAAGCAGCUUCUGGAACCGUACAAGCCCCCAAACAAGUGAUCUCCCUCCCUGCAGGACUUCCCUCCCUCUGCCCCCUCUUUGCAGACCACACCUCUAUCUACAGUCUGACCUCCCCUCCUGUGAGCCCCCUCCUACACUGGCCUCAAGCCCCACAGUAACAGGCUCAAGGUGAUCCACUCAGUCGUCAGCCCAUCAUCCGAAGUAGAGCACCUCUACAGCGAGACACAGGCGCUUAAUGAAGGGGAGCUGAUGAUCACAAACACACAAAUAUAUUCUGCUGUAUUGUUAGAGAUAAGACAGAUAAGAGCUGCCUGACUCUCACUUCACCUCCUCUUGUCUCCAUAUCCUCCGUGUGGCAGUCAAACUAUUCCUCCUUAAAGCAUUUCACUUUUUCUUAACAACCCCCCCUCCAUCUGACACAGUGUCCAGCUUCAAUUGUGUAAAAACUAAAUAUGUGUUUCCAGUGACGGUGCUGUGUGUUCCUCAUUUCAGAUGGUUGAUGUUUAUUCCGUGUGACUUGGUGGCUGUGUGCGUUCUCCAGUUUGACUUGACUAAAAUUUCCCACUAACUCAUCUCACACACAUCCGGACCUUGCAUCCAGAUGUCGACAGAUUCAGAGUGUGACGGCAGGGCAGUGAAAACAGACAUAAAGAAAAACAAUUUUAAAAGAAUUAUGGCUUGGCAAAAAAGUGUCUUUUACCAUUUGUCAAAUCUUUACUCACUCCUCCAUGCGACUAUGGUGUAAAUGCAGUUACUUAACGUCAAUGAGAUUUUGAAUCAUGUCAAACUAGGAGCUUUAAAUAGUCUGUGCCUCUGUUAUCGUUUUAACUGGACAGUCUUAAAGCUAGGGUUGGUAAUCCUGGAGAAGCCGGCAACACCAUAUCACAGAUACAUCCCACCCCCUCCCAUUGUUCCUCUCAACAAAGCUAUGGCCCUGAAGCACAUGAAACCUCACUGACUUACAACGCUAAUAGACAACUUUUUUGUGACUAGCUCACUAACUUCUGGCUAACGUCUCUGCUUCAGAGGGGAAUGUCUCCCCGACUUGUGAAGACCCCGGUCACGUGUUGUGACGCCACGAACAGGGGGCUCGCAGACAGGCAGAUCCGUUAGUGACAGACAGGCACACCAGCCAAUCAUUUCAUUAAGUCGUGCGAGGGCCACAGACACAGGCUUUUUUUCUUUAUUUCUUACAAACAACUAUAUUUAUUGAUGGCUAUCAGGACGAGAAGAGGAUUUAAAAAAAUUACCAACCCUGCCUUUAAUGGCCUCUGUUGAAUAUUGUAGGCAUCUAGUUGCUUCAGACAGAUGAUGCUUGUGACCUGAUGUUUCAGUGGCUGAACGUUCAUUAUUGUUUCUGCUGAAUCCCCAGCACAUGCUCCCACAAGCUCUGUCAAUCAUUAUAUCUGUUUACUUAAGACUAUAACUUAUGGGAACACAAUUGAAAGACAUUAGUAGCCUUAUUUAGUGCAUUGUUAAUCAAAAAUAUAUUGAAUGUUGCUUGAUCAAUGAUGUUGAACCAAUGAAUGGUGAGUAAAGCAUCUUUGCCCUAGAGUGGACUCUGAUUGGCUGAUUUGAUGAUUGAAUUACUUCAUUUCCCAACAGACACAUAGAGAAGACAGGUUACUCCACCCCUCAAUCCGACUCUUCAUCUCUCCCCUCUGUAACUGAAUGCUUUUGAGACGAUACAAAGCUGUUUUCUAUAAAUUAUUUAGCAAGUGUUGAUUAAAAUGAACUUGCCUCA
Molecule: messenger RNA, 2779 nt
Organism: Hippoglossus stenolepis (Pacific halibut)
Lineage: Eukaryota; Metazoa; Chordata; Actinopteri; Pleuronectiformes; Pleuronectidae
Gene: get3
Product: guided entry of tail-anchored proteins factor 3, ATPase
Exons: 7
Coding region: 49-1074 (341 amino acids)
Biological process (GO): post-translational protein targeting to endoplasmic reticulum membrane
Cellular component (GO): GET complex
Molecular function (GO): ATP hydrolysis activity; ATP binding
Source: RefSeq, a predicted model, not a curated record